CGUAGCUCAAACUAGAGCACAACAUGCACAUGUGAGAGCUGCGUGGUGGGGAAACACACGUUUUACUUGUAAUUCCCUUUACUGUUAACGCGAGGAGAGACUUCGGGUGUGAAGUAUGAAUGAACAGGGACACUAUCCUCCUCCUGACUUCGGCUGUCCGCCUCACAGUUCAAUACAAAAUGACCAGCAGAUGCGGAAUAGUGGCUUCCACCCCAGCAUGUGGAGCUGGGGAGAGACGUCCUCCCACAGCGGCCAGCAGGGAUGGCAGCACGGGGAAGAGCCUGGUUUCCCAUCAGGUCGUGGAAACUACGGGCAAAAACGUCCACACGGUCAAAACUUUGGUCGCGAAUGGCAUCAAGGGGGAAGACAGAAUUAUGGAGCCCCCCACAAUCAUGGGAAAAAGCAGAAAAACAAGAAAGAACCAGAGUGCCACUAUUUUUGCGACACCUGUGACCGCGGCUUCAAAAACCAGGAGAAGUACGAUGAGCAUGUUUCUCAACAUGUCAAGUGUUCUGUGCCAGACUGCAGCUUCAUGGCUCAUGAAAAGAUAGUCAGCAUCCACUGGAAAAACAACCAUGCACCAGGCGCUAAAAGGAUCAAGCUGGACACACCGGAUGAGAUUGCGAAAUGGAGGCAGGAGAGGCGCAAAAACUAUCCAACACUUCAGAAUAUGGACAAGAAGAAGAAAGUGAUGGACUACCGAGAGGAGACAGGAGCCGUUUUGGAGACCGCUCAGUUUGGGCGGAUGAGAGGCAGGGGGCGGGGUCGAGGCCGUGGCUGGGGCAACAGAGGGUUCCGUGGGCGUCACCCUCAAGGCCCUCACCCAUCGGACAGCGGUGAAGCAGGGAGACCCCCGCCCCUCACCCAGUCCCACAAGGACUGGGAUCCACUGGGAGCACUGGCCAGCAGUGAUCAUGAUUCUGACCGAGAGGACCCAGUUGAGUCCCGGCCUGGUGGCCUGGUUGUGGCUCCAAAAAAGAUGAGCUCAGCUCUGGGCUCCCUGGUGGCCAACUACGGCUCCAUGAGUGAAAGUGAUGAGGAACCAGAAGCCACCCCUAUUCAGAGAGCCAAAGACCUUUUGCAAGAAAACCAUGCUCUACUCAACACGGUGCCAGUAAAGUCUCAAAACAGAGGACCCUCUAGAGGCCCGGAAACCUCUUCUCAGGUUACAGAGGCCCUUCACACACCUAACGGCAGAGGGGGAAGAGGGGGAAGAGGAGGAAGAGGGCGAGGAGGAAGGGGAGGAAGGGGCGGCAGAGGAGGACACCAAGAUACACCGCAGACGCAUCGCCCCACUCUACUGGAGAUGUUACUGGCACCAGAUAUCCGCCACGAGAGGAAUGUCCUUCUGCAGUGUGUGCGAUAUGUUGUCCGAAACAACUUCUUUGGUCUGGAGAGCAGACCUCAGGACCAGACGGGGGUGAUGGAUAAAGUCACACCAGCUAUCCCAAAUGGAGAGCGUGCAGGGAGGCAGGAAAAGCCGUCGGUUGAAGCCAAGGCUCGGCCUACCUCUCUGGUUGGUGCAGAGAGAAGUUCGGCAGAAGUUAAUAAUCAGGAGCAGUUAGAAACAAGUAAAGCUGCUGUCGUUGACCAGUACUUGCAUACGCAAUCAGAACCAUCCAAGGAUCCUCCUGUGGACUCGGCAGCAAGUGCGGAGCCGGUUGCAGGACAUUUCAUCCAAAAUGCCGAAGAGACUACCGUCAAAGACUGCACAGAUGAAAUCAGAUCUACCUCUAAUAUGUAUGAUGAAGAAAUAUGGGAGAGCGCUGAUGCUGUAAUGUCCUAGCAAAUUACUUAAUCUUAUUUAGUUCUAAAGCAUGAAAGUGAGACUUUUGUAUUUCUAAAGUUAAUGUUAAUACUUUGAAAUGUGUUAUUUUUCAAGGACUAUUAUUUUUGAUGUGUUAGUUUGACUAACAAUAUCCAGUUCUAUUUUUGUAACAUGCUUUAUACUGAAGGUAUACAUUUUUUUUUUCUCAUGGAAUAAAUCAUAUAAACUAUUGAUCAAUUAACAGUUGUACAAAUGUUUGUUACAUUCUAUUUCAAGCUCGAUUUAUGGAUAGGUUUAUGAUGAACCACGUGUGGUUUUUGAGUGGGAAAAUGAAAGGAAAGCCAUGUUAAUUAUGGGUAUUUUAGCUCUUCAUUUCUUCAUAUUUGAUCAUGUUAGGAUUGAUUAAACCAUCCAUGUUGCAAAUUAUUCUUUUAUAGUUGCAGACAAACUGUGAUAUGACUUGGUUUUUUUUAAUAAACAAU
Molecule: messenger RNA, 2250 nt
Organism: Anoplopoma fimbria (sablefish)
Lineage: Eukaryota; Metazoa; Chordata; Actinopteri; Perciformes; Anoplopomatidae
Gene: nufip1
Product: nuclear FMR1 interacting protein 1
Exons: 10
Coding region: 116-1786 (556 amino acids)
Biological process (GO): box C/D snoRNP assembly
Cellular component (GO): nucleus
Molecular function (GO): RNA binding
Source: RefSeq, a predicted model, not a curated record